This is a messenger RNA of Pimephales promelas (fathead minnow), 1714 nucleotides long. Lineage: Eukaryota; Metazoa; Chordata; Actinopteri; Cypriniformes; Leuciscidae. The record is from RefSeq and is a predicted model, not a curated record.
AAAAUAGUGGCAGACCCUCAACUCAUUGUUAAGGGGGUUUCCAGGUUUGACUAUUCCCAAGGAUCUUAUUUAGGAAACUGCUGGUUUCUUGCUUCAGUUGGAGCUUUAACCUUUCAGGACGAUGUCAUGGACCAGGUCAUGCCAGAUGGCCAGUCAUUUGGUGAAGAUUAUGCAGGGAUAUUUCGCUUUAGAUUCUGGAGGUUUGGGAAAUGGAUUGACGUCAUCAUUGAUGACAAACUGCCAACAAUCGAUGGCAAGCUCAUUUUUGUUCAUUCAAAAACAUCUAAUGAGUUUUGGCCUGCCUUGCUGGAGAAAGCUUAUGCCAAGGUGUGCGGCUCCUAUGCUGACAUGCACGCUGGUCUUGUGUCUGAGGCGCUGUUGGACUUCACUGGUGGCGUCCAUGUGCACUUUGAAACAGCAAAAACGUCUUUUGAUUUGUGGAGCCUGAUGAACCGUGCAGCAAAAGCAAAGGCCCUGAUGGCCUGUGGCACCUUUCUGGGGAAAACAUCUGCAAACACAGUAUUACCCAAUGGCAUUGUUCAAGGCCAUGCAUAUACAGUGACUGGGGUUUACAAGGUAACAUGCCAGAAAAAAACAGUUCAGCUGGUGAGAGUGUUGAACCCUUGGGGGAAAGGCGAGUGGACCGGUGACUGGAGUGACAAGUCAUCGUUGUGGGACAAAGUGAGUGAGAAGGAGAAAUCCAGGUGUCGUUCUUUGGCCAAUGACGGAGAGUUCUGGAUGUCAAUGGAGGACUUCACCAAAAACUUUGAAGACAUUGAUAUUUGCUGCCUCAGUCCUGAUUUUCUGGACAGUUCCUCUGAAUGCAGAUGGACUUCCACAUGUUACAAAGACAGCUGGGUUGAUGGGACUACAGCUGGUGGCUGCUUCAAUAAUAAAGACUCUUUCUGGACGAACCCUCAGUUUCGGGUGAAGAUUGAGGAGCUUGAUAAGGAAUGUAGUGGUCAGUGCCCUGAAAACAUUCUGGUGUCCCUCAUGCAGAACCAUGAGAAGAGAAACAGAAGUGAAGUUUCUAACUAUGCCAUUGGCUUCGAUGUUUUUGCGAUUCCACCAGAGAUGAAAGAUGUGGAGCUCCCGGACAAGUUCUUCUACCGCAAACGCCCCAUUGCAAGUAGUGGGAACUUCAUCAAUGCAAGACAUGUGAUGAAAUUCUUCAAGCUUGAACCAGGAGAGUAUCUCAUUGUACCGGCCACUUUCAAUCCUAAAGAGAGUGCUAAAUUCAUAUUGUCCAUCUUCUUAAAGAGUGAAUCUCAUAGGAGAAAUGAGAAACCUGAGAUGACAUAUGUAUGAAAUGACCUAUCAGUGAAACUCCAGAUAAAUGAAAAGUCACGACUGCAGUGCUGACAGUUUCAUAUAUCAGUUCUAUAUUCCCUGGGGAUUUUUGUUGUUCACAAGCAUUAAUGUUUCUCUUAAUCUAUGGUUAUUACAUGUAAUAUCUGAAUUUGUGAACUGUGAAUAUAAUGUUAUUAGUCACAUUUAUUGUUGUUUACAUGUAAGGUGUUUGAUUUUCUGUCAUAUUGUAAAGUUGUGUUUGGGUCAGGUCAGUCAGUAUCAUAAUGACACCUUGUUAAUGCCAUUUCAGUGAGAGCCCAUCAUGUCUUCAAAAUUAUAUAUAUAUAUAUAUAUAUAUAUGUAGUAUAUAAUCGUAUAAACCAAAGCGACACAAAAGUUCCAAUGCUAAUAAUAAACGUUUUUC